Messenger RNA from Dromiciops gliroides (monito del monte), 5082 nucleotides. It is a transcript of the gene DDX46, whose product is annotated as DEAD-box helicase 46. Gene Ontology annotation, molecular function: nucleic acid binding; RNA helicase activity; ATP binding. The transcript has 23 exons. NCBI's taxonomy places the organism in Eukaryota, Metazoa, Chordata, Mammalia, Microbiotheria, Microbiotheriidae. The coding region runs from base 168 to 3260 and encodes 1030 amino acids. The record is from RefSeq and is a predicted model, not a curated record.
GUGGGCUCCAGCUCCAGCUGCCGGUACUUCCGGUCAUCGUUGGCCCGCAUUAUAAUGGCUGCUGCCUCUGUCUAGCACCUUGUCUCUUAUCUCUGUUGGAGCGAUCCCGCAGCGCGGAGAACAGCGACGCCGUGGCUCACACGCCGGCCUCCCCUCGACGUGGCACCAUGGGCCGGGAGUCACGGCACUACAGGAAACGAUCGGCAUCCCGGGGUCGAUCUGGAAGUCGAUCUAGGAGUCGUUCUCCAUCUGAUAAAAGAACUAAACGUGGAGAUGACAGACGCUCAAGAAGCAGAGACCGAGAUAGAAGGCGAGAAAGAUCUCGAAGUAGGGAUAAGAGAAGGUCUCGAUCUCGAGACAGAAAACGCCUGAGACGAUCAAGAAGUAGAGAGAGAGAGAGAAGCAGAGAGCGGAGACGAUCUCGAAGUCGAGACAGGAGACGAUCAAGAAGCAGAAGCCGAGGAAGGCGCUCACGAUCAUCUAGUCCUGGCAAAAAUAAGAAAGCAGAGAAUAGGUCAAGGUCUAAAGAGAAAACAGAUGGUAUAGAUGUUUCCAAAGACAAGAAAAAAGAAAAAGAUGACAAGGAAGAAGAAAAGGAAAAAGAUGUUAGCAACUUUGACCAGAAUAAGUUGGAAGAGGAAAUGAGAAAGCGGAAAGAGAGAGUGGAAAAAUGGAGGGAAGAACAGCGUAAAAAGGCAAUGGAAAAUAUAGGAGAACUGAAAAAAGAAAUUGAAGAGAUGAAGCAGGGGAAAAAAUGGAGUCUUGAAGAUGAUGAUGAUGAUGAAGAAGAACCUGCAGAAGGGGAAAAGGAAGGGAAUGAAAUUGAGGAUGAAGAAUUAGAUCCAUUAGAUGCAUACAUGGAGGAAGUCAAAGAGGAGGUCAAGAAAUUUAAUAUGAGGAGUGUUAAAGGUGGUGGUGGAAGCGAGAAGAAAUCAGGACCAACUGUUACAAAAGUUGUCACUGUUGUGACAACUAAAAAGGCAACUGUAGAAUCUGAAAAGAAGAAAGGAGAACUCAUGGAGAAUGACCAGGAUGCAAUGGAGUAUUCAUCAGAAGAGGAAGAAGUUGAUCUUCAAACAGCCCUUACAGGCUAUCAGACCAAACAGAGGAAGCUCCUAGAACCAGUUGAUCAUGGAAAAAUUGAAUAUGAACCAUAUAGAAAAAACUUUUAUGUUGAAGUUCCAGAGCUGGCAAAAAUGUCUCAAGAUGAGGUGAAUAUAUUUCGGUUGGAAAUGGAGGGCAUUACAGUCAAGGGAAAAGGCUGCCCCAAACCAAUAAAAACUUGGGUCCAGUGUGGAAUUUCAAUGAAGAUAUUAAAUUCUCUCAAAAAACAUGGUUAUGAAAAGCCUACACCAAUCCAGGCCCAAGCCAUACCAGCUAUCAUGUCUGGACGAGAUUUGAUUGGCAUUGCCAAAACAGGAAGUGGAAAAACAAUUGCUUUUCUCUUGCCCAUGUUUAGACACAUCAUGGAUCAAAGGGCUUUAGAAGAAGGAGAGGGUCCCAUAGCUGUCAUCAUGACUCCAACUAGAGAGCUGGCUUUACAGAUUACUAAAGAAUGUAAGAAGUUUUCCAAGACAUUGGGACUUAGAGUUGUAUGUGUCUAUGGAGGGACAGGAAUCAGUGAACAGAUUGCCGAACUGAAACGAGGUGCUGAAAUUAUUGUUUGUACACCUGGUCGAAUGAUUGACAUGUUAGCAGCUAAUAGUGGUAGGGUGACAAACCUUCGAAGAGUAACAUAUGUAGUUCUUGAUGAAGCAGAUAGAAUGUUUGACAUGGGUUUUGAGCCACAGGUCAUGCGCAUCGUGGAUAAUGUCCGACCUGAUCGGCAAACUGUUAUGUUUUCUGCCACUUUCCCUAGAGCAAUGGAGGCUUUGGCCCGUCGGAUCCUGAGUAAACCGAUUGAAGUACAGGUUGGAGGAAGAAGCGUGGUUUGCUCUGAUGUUGAACAACAGGUGAUUGUAAUUGAAGAAGAAAACAAGUUUCUGAAGUUACUUGAGCUGCUGGGACAUUACCAGGAGUCAGGAUCUGUUAUCAUAUUUGUAGAUAAACAGGAGCAUGCUGAUGGUCUUUUGAAGGACUUGAUGAGAGCAUCUUAUCCUUGCAUGUCUCUUCAUGGAGGCAUUGAUCAAUAUGACAGAGAUAGCAUCAUUAACGACUUUAAGAAUGGGACAUGUAAACUUCUGGUGGCCACUUCUGUUGCUGCACGAGGACUUGAUGUGAAACAUCUAAUCCUCGUAGUGAAUUAUAGCUGCCCUAACCAUUAUGAGGAUUAUGUCCACAGAGCAGGCAGAACUGGAAGAGCAGGCAACAAAGGAUAUGCCUAUACUUUUAUCACAGAAGACCAAGCAAGGUAUGCAGGUGAUAUAAUUAAAGCUCUGGAGUUGUCGGGGACUGCAGUCCCUCCUGAUCUAGAAAAACUUUGGAGUGAUUUUAAAGAUCAACAGAAAGCUGAAGGGAAGAUAAUCAAAAAAAGUAGUGGCUUUUCUGGUAAAGGAUUCAAAUUUGAUGAAACAGAACAAGCUUUGGCCAAUGAGAGGAAGAAGUUACAAAAAGCAGCACUUGGUCUACAGGAUUCAGAUGAUGAAGAUACUGCAGUUGAUAUUGAUGAACAGAUUGAAAGCAUGUUCAAUUCAAAGAAGAGAGUUAAAGACAUGGCAGCUCCUGGAACGUCUAGUGUCCCUGCUCCAACUGCUGGAAAUGCAGAAAAACUGGAAAUUGCAAAGAGAUUGGCUCUGAGAAUCAAUGCCCAGAAGAAUUUGGGAGCCGAGGCUCAGGAUGUAAUGCAACAGGCUACCAAUGCAAUCCUAAGAGGGGGCACUAUUCUGGCCCCUACUGUAUCUGCAAAAACCAUUGCAGAACAACUUGCUGAAAAGAUCAAUGCCAAGCUCAAUUAUGUGCCUAUAGAGAAACAAGAGGAAGAGAGGCAGGAUGGUGGACAAAAUGAAUCUUUUAAGAGAUAUGAGGAAGAAUUAGAGAUCAAUGACUUCCCACAGACUGCAAGGUGGAAAGUUACCUCUAAGGAAGCUCUGCAGAGGAUCAGUGAAUAUUCUGAAGCUGCUAUUACAAUUAGAGGAACAUAUUUCCCUCCUGGCAAAGAACCCAAGGAAGGAGAGCGAAAAAUUUACCUGGCAAUUGAAAGUGCCAAUGAACUGGCGGUGCAGAAGGCAAAGGCAGAAAUUACUAGGCUUAUAAAAGAAGAAUUAAUCAGACUGCAAAAUUCAUAUCAACCAACAAAUAAAGGAAGAUAUAAAGUUCUAUAAACAUCUGGAGAAAACCUCUUUACCAGUUGCUGGUGUGUGAAACUUUGUGGCUUCUGUUGUCUUUGGAGUUUACAGUAUAUUGUAAAUUAAGAUUUUUUAAAACUUUGUCUUGAUUUUUUUAUACAAGAAAAACCAGUAUUUGCUUAAAAAACAAAACAUGACCUUUUUCCACUCCCCUAAGAUGAUCGGACUUAAAACAAACUUGUUUGCAGAGUUUACUUAUAAGUAUGGAAAUAUGGAUUAAAUAGACUUUAAUCCUGAUAGACUCCAACUUAAUACAUAUGGAAAGAUUUGGACAUUUCAUUGGAAAUUGGUAAAAUACACUUUUAGCUUUGGGAGGUUUUUUGGUUUGUUUUUGGUUUUUUGGAGCAAUUCACAUUACUGACUUACAAUGAAAUGUUGAUUUAUUUCCUAAAUAAAGGGUAACAUUCUCUUUCUUGGCUUGUUUUUGCCUUUCUUGGCAUAAAUCUGAUUGGCAUACAUCAAAGCAUAUGAACUAGAAAUGAGGUUGUUAUCCUCAAAUAUUUAGAAUAUGGGCUCAGAGUCUCUGUCUUAACUUUUAUCAUAGUAAAUGGAUAACUUUGUGUUCUUUGUACAAAUGAAAAAUAUGUGUAGCAGUCAUUUUUUUCUCUAUGUGUGAAAGGAUUUUAACAUUUGAUUUUAGAUUUCCCUUUAAUCUCUGAAUUAUAUUUUUUAAUCCCUACAGACAAUUGAUUUUUAUAACCAAGUCUCUAAAGAGUCAGAUUUUUUCCAACUCUUUUACAGUUUGACUAUAUAUUUAAAUUUGAUAUAUACAAAUGCCCCCAGUACUAGAUUGCCCUUAUUAGAAUGUAUACUGUUUUUCUUUAAAAUUAUGGAACACAAUUAUGACCUAGCAUUCAUCUUAAAGUUUGGCCUCUCUUCAGGAAAACAAACUGCUUAUUUCUUGGGAUAGUUAUAAAUGUAUUUGUUUUUUAGCCCUCAGAUGACAUAAAUUCCUGGAUCUGGAGCUUCCAUGCUGUUCUUCUGAUUUAGGCUGUGAAAUUUUGAUCACCCAGGGGCCUAUCUGUACUUAGUACAAGUCUUUCAAAUUAAGACACUGAAUGGAGAGAAAUUUUCAGGAGUUGAAUGCUUUGGUAGAAGAUUUUUAUUAAUUAAGAGACAAGAAAUCCUCUUUACUUGAGUGAAAGACAGUUUAAAAAUAAGACAUUGUAAAUAGUAUCACAAACUCAGUUUCUUAACAGUAUGUUAAAUAGCUUUAAGUGUCAGAGGAUGUCAAACCAUUACUACUUCAGGGUAGCAUUUUUAUCUGAGAAGUUGUCACCUAUAAAUUAAUAUGUUUCUGAUUCUACCUUGUCCAUUGUUUUUCUGGUGGCAGAUUAAAGAACCACAUACUAUGUGUACCACAAUAGACAAGCAAAACAGAUAAUUUCAAACUUCAGCCAUCUUUUAGAUCUCCUUCUCUUAAGAUUAUUUAUUUACUUAUUUUCUUCAGCCUGUGAUGGUUUAUGCUUCCUUUUGAUAGUGUAUUUCCAUCCUACACACAUGACAAUUGGUGCUGCCUUCAGCCAGCAUCAGUCACGUUGGGGUUGAGACUUUUUAAAAAAAAAUCAAAAGAACUCUGUUUUAUGUUUGUCCUUCUAGUUAUCAAGAGAAGCCAUGCUAGAAAUAUUAUUUUGUUCAGAAAGCAAACUGUGUUAGUCCAUUGUUCCUAGUGUCACAGUGUCACAGCUGGAUUUUUAAGAUUUGGAUGAUGUACAGACUUUAACUUUUUUUUAUGCAAUAUAUCAAUAUUUGUUCCUAUGUUUUCUAAAUUCCUCCAAAAAUAAAAUAAUAAAAUAAG